AGCUGCCACCGUGAAAGGGUGUCUGAAUCUACUGUAAUCGUUACCAAACAUGGCCUCUCACACUGUUGCCUUUGAAAUGAUGUUGUUUUGCUUGUGUUUGGGAAUGGCAUAUUCCGUUGACUUCAAUUUCCCAGCAGUUUUCAACUUCGGUGAUUCAAACUCGGACACAGGAGAUCUUGCUGCUGGACUCGGCUUUCAGCCUCCCUUACCCAAUGGCCAGACUUUCUUCAAAACCCCAUCCGGCAGGUUCUGCGACGGUCGUCUCAUUGUUGACUUCCUCACAACAACCAGGAGCCUAAAAGGUUCUCCUCGCAAGUCCUCAACAGCCAUGGCGACCAACACAUGUGCCCUAGGCAUUCUCACCAUCAUCUCUCUCUCUGUAACUCUUACGAAAUCCAUGAACUUGGAUUUUCCUGCGGUUUUCAACUUCGGCGACUCCAAUUCUGAUACUGGCACCCUUAUUGCUGCUGGCAUCGAGAGUCUCUAUCCUCCCAAUGGGCAGACUUACUUCAAAGUACCAUCUGGGAGAUACUCAGAUGGCCGUCUCACCAUCGAUUUUCUCUUGGAGGCGAUGGACUUGCCGUUCCUAAAUGCGUAUCUGGAUUCGGUGGGGGUUCCAAAUUUUCGAAAAGGUUGCAACUUCGCUGCCGCAGGCUCAACUAUCCUUCCAGCCACAGCAUCAUCCAUCUGCCCAUUCUCGUUUGGGGUUCAGGUCAAUCAAUUCUUCCGAUUCAAAGCUCGGGUUCUAGAAUUGCUCGAUAAAGGUAGGAAAUUUGACAGGUACGUCCCAGCAGAAGAGUAUUUCCAGAAGGGGCUGUACAUGUUUGAUAUAGGCCAGAACGACCUUGCCGGGGCGUUCUAUUCAAAAACUCUGGACCAGAUACUCGCCUCGAUUCCAACAAUCUUAUUAGAAUUUGAAACUGGAACAAGGAGACUGUAUGACCAGGGGGCGAGGUAUUUCUGGAUACAUAACACAGGUCCUCUCGGAUGUUUGGCUCAGAAUAUCGCCAAAUUUGGAACUGAUCCGUCAAAGCUUGACGAGCUAGGAUGCGUUGCGGCACACAACCAAGCUGCCAAAACCUUUAAUCUACAGCUUCAUGCUCUCUGUGCGAAAUUGCAGGGCCAAUAUCCUGACGCAAGUAUCACGUUUGUUGACAUCUUCACCAUAAAGUCAAACCUCAUUGCAAACUACUCUAAAUAUGGUUUUGAACAACCUCUUAUGGCGUGCUGUGGAUCUGGAGGUCCGCCACUCAACUAUGACAGCCGAGUUGCUUGUGGACAAACGAAGGUCAUCAACGGAACCACUAUUACAGCGAAAGGUUGCACUGAUAGUAGUGAGCAUGUGAACUGGGACGGGAUUCAUUACACUGAGGCUGCGAAUCAGUACGUGGCCUCCCAAAUUCUCACUGGAAAGUACUCGGAUCCUCCUUUCUCAGACAAAAUGCCUUUCCUUCUCAAGCUCAAGUUCUGAACAACUCCUAUUCCUGUAUAAUUGUUUGAUUCUUUCUUUACUGGUGUUUUAAAAUCCAUAGUAAGAAGCUCUCACAAAUGAAUAUAUCCGCGGAUAUUAUAGUGUGUGUGAUUCUUAUGUUUCCCAUUCCCCGCUCUUAUGUCCCCACCUUCUCAAUAGCAGCGUUAACCCGAAGAUUGGUUUUGGGCAAGUCAGCAACAUCUCUGAGGCUCUAACUAGAAUGGGUCGGGCCUCCGGGUUAUGGGCCAAGAUUGUUUUCGGGCUAAAAUUCUCGUGCCAAUCUGGGCCUGCUCUGUUUCUGUCCUUUUCCCUCACCCUCCUAAGUUCGAUUUCCCCAUUAAUUAUGUUUGUGGUUACUAUUUACUGAUAUCCAUUAUUGGUGAUCGA
Molecule: messenger RNA, 1858 nt
Organism: Neltuma alba
Lineage: Eukaryota; Viridiplantae; Streptophyta; Magnoliopsida; Fabales; Fabaceae
Product: GDSL esterase/lipase At1g54790-like
Exons: 6
Coding region: 50-1471 (473 amino acids)
Molecular function (GO): hydrolase activity, acting on ester bonds
Source: RefSeq, a predicted model, not a curated record